AUGGGCAAGAUUCAAGGUGGAGAUGUUGUUGAAAUGCAAGGAGAUGAAAUGACCAGGAUCAUCUGGGAUCUGAUCAAGGAGAAGCUUAUCAACCCUUAUGUUGAUCUCAAGAUCCACUACUUUGACUUGGGAAUUGAGAACCGUGACAAGACUGAGGAUCAAGGUAGAUAAUAUUUUUAUAAAUGUGAUGUUAUUUUAAUUCAUAUAUAUGAUUAGAUCAAAAUUUUGAAUAAAAACGAAAAAAAUAACAUUUUCUUAAUUUCAGUAACCAUUGAUGCCGCUGAAGCCACAAAGAAGUACAACGUUGCUGUCAAGUGUGCGACCAUUACUCCAGAUGAAGCUCGAGUGGAAGAGUUUAAGCUGAAGAAGAUGUGGAAGAGUCCCAACGGUACUAUCAGGAACAUUCUGGGUGGUACUGUGUUCAGAGAACCUAUUAUCUGCAAGAACGUGCCAAGAUUGGUCACUGGAUGGGUCAAACCAAUCAUUAUCGGUCGUCAUGCUCAUGCUGAUCAAGUAAGGUGUUAUUAGUGUUUGUCUGGUGUGGCUAACAGCUUUUUAAUAGAAUUGAGUCAGCUUUUCAUUAGCUAUUUUAGUUAAUUUCAAACUGUAUUGGUUAUUAAGCUGAUGUUUUAAAGUUACUAAAGCUUUGAUAAUAUUAUACUUUUAGUACAAAGCCACAGACUUUGUGGUCCCAGGAGCUGGUAAGGUAGAACUGGUCUAUACUCCAGCUGAUGGCGGAGAGAAGGUCGCUUAUGAAGUUCACAACUAUCCUGGUCCAGGCGUGUCGCUAGCCAUGUACAAUACUGAUGAGAGUAUCCGUGACUUUGCCGUAUCUUCAUUUGAAUACGCUUUGCAAAGGAAGUAUCCUUUGUAUUUGAGGUAAGUUUUUACGUUUACUUUGUGUUGUUUACUCUUACAGUAAUUAUUUAUGUUAUUUUGGUUUUAUAUUGGUUAAAAUCUAUAUCUUUUUGUAAUGAUUCUGUUAUUUUUGUAUUUUUAUAUAAUCAUUUAUAUCUUUCAGUACGAAGAACACGAUUCUGAAGAAGUACGAUGGCAGAUUCAAGGACAUCUUCCAAGAAAUCUACGAGAAGGACUACAGAGCCAAGUACGAAGCUGCUGGUAUUUGGUACGAGCAUAGACUGAUCGAUGACAUGGUAGCUCAAGCCAUGAAGUCCGAGGGUGGUUUUGUGUGGGCUUGCAAGAACUAUGACGGAGAUGUUCAGUCGGAUUCUGUAGCUCAAGGCUACGGAUCUCUGGGAUUGAUGACUUCUGUGUUGAUCUGUCCUGAUGGAAAGACUGUGGAAGCUGAAGCUGCUCACGGUACCGUCACCAGACAUUACAGGUUCCACCAGAAGGGACAGGAGACUUCUACUAACCCUAUUGGUAUGUUAGAAAAGUAACAAUUAUAGUUGUGACUUAAAUAUUCAAUUUUAAUCUCUUACUUUAUCGUAUUUUAGCGUCUAUCUUCGCUUGGACUCGAGGCUUGGCCCAUCGUGCCAAAUUGGACAACAACAACGACUUGGUUGUGUUUGCUGACAAUCUCGAGAAGGUUUGCGUCGAGACAAUCGAACAAGGGUUCAUGACCAAGGACUUGGCCAUCUGCGUUAAGGGUACUACUAAAGUCGACCGGUCGGACUACUUGAACACUUUCGAGUUCUUGGACAAGCUGGCUGAGAAUCUAGCCAAGAAACAAAGCUCAAAAUUGUAA
This is a messenger RNA of Bursaphelenchus okinawaensis, 1708 nucleotides long. The record is from the annotation of a GenBank genome assembly. Lineage: Eukaryota; Metazoa; Nematoda; Chromadorea; Rhabditida; Aphelenchoididae.